Molecule: messenger RNA, 809 nt
Organism: Aspergillus vadensis CBS 113365
Lineage: Eukaryota; Fungi; Ascomycota; Eurotiomycetes; Eurotiales; Aspergillaceae
Exons: 2
Source: RefSeq, a predicted model, not a curated record
ACGACACCCUCCCUCUCAGCCUUCUGCCCGCAUUUUCCAUACCCCACCGUUUGGAGAAAAAGGACGCUAUCGGGGCACCAGGCUCAGAUUGGACCACCACCGAAGAAGUGGGGGUUUUUGCUAACCCAUUUCCCGUUUAGCUGCAUGCCUUCGGAGCUCUCCUGCCCGCCUCCUCCAAUACCCGCAGAGAGAAUUCCCGGAGAGGAGGACCUGGACACACACCCUCUCUCCCUGACUCUCACACCGACUUCCCACCGUCGAAUAGCACCAUCUUCUCAGCCUGCUGCGGGUGUACGGACGGCCCUGGUUGCAAUUGGCGGAAAGGGCCGUGACGGACCUGCAGAUCGAGCCAGAAGACGAGGUGGUUGAUCCACUUCGCCUCGUUUCAAUCCAUUGGCCCAUUAUCGUUGAAUGACUGCAGUAGUGCGACCGCUAGGCAGGCAUGGGCAGCCUACUGGCCGACCAGGCUGCGGUUUCUAGCGUAUCCUAAGGGUACGGCUUGCACCUUCAAUUCGGGGAACCUGCCUUUCGUUUAAAUAAUACUCAAUAUGGAGUGCUGUGAAGAUCAAUUGCUCCGACGUUUGGUUUCAGUGCGUGGGACGCCGUUCUGGUCCAGCGAUUGUAAUGUCAAAAGACUUUCGUGGUCCAUCAUGACAGUCAAUUUGGUGUGUCUCAUUUCAAGAUGCAAGCCGCUAGUCUCGAGAGAUCAUUGGCCUUGUAGCUAGCUGUCGAUAAACUUAGUAGGGAAGCAAGCCAGUAUUCACAACUUUAAAUUUGAGUGGCUAUCCGAUCCGAUGCCAGGCACGGCA